This is a messenger RNA of Entrophospora candida, 2946 nucleotides long. The record is from the annotation of a GenBank genome assembly. Lineage: Eukaryota; Fungi; Glomeromycota; Glomeromycetes; Entrophosporales; Entrophosporaceae.
AUGUCGAGAUCAUUAACUAGCACAUUACUUUGCUUAUUUUCCGAACCUGUUGAAAGAUUUAAAGAAUUAGAUAAGAAAUAUUUAGAGAGUAAAUUAGUGCAAUGUAAACAAGAAAUGAAGAAAGGGUUUUACUAUGAAAGUUUAGUUUAUCCCUACAAUGUUUCACAUUUUAAAAUAGAUCCUCAAUAUUCUCAAUAUAAUCAUCUGCAUAAUCAACGUAGUAAUCAAACGAUAACUUUUAAAACCAUUGCAAUAAUUGGAGCUGGUGGCUCAUCAGCUUCUUAUUGGCUGAAAGAAACAUUUAAUAACUCUAAUAGUAGUAGUUUAAAAUUUAAUACAACAAUUUAUGAAAAAUCAUCAAUAAUUGGUGGACGUGCUAAAGUUGUUGAAUUUGAAUCAGUUAAUGGGGAAAAAUUUAAUAUUGAAUUGGGUGGAUCACUAUUUAUUGAUAGUAAUUAUCAUAUAAUUAAUGCAUCAAAACAAUUUGGAUUAGAAUUUAUUUAUUAUGGUGAAGAAACACCUAAUGCAAGAAAUGGAAUGUGGAAUGGAGAAAAAUUUGUAUUUGAGCAAUCUACUAGUUAUUAUUGGGAUUUAAUGAUAAUGACAUGGAGAUAUGGGCUUGCUCCAAUUAAAGUUAAUAAUUUGAUUCAAGCAACAAUAAACAAAUUUUUAAAUAUUUAUUAUCUCGUGAACCCAUUUACUAGCAUUGAUUCAGCUAUUGAGAAGUUGGAUCUUUCUGAUUUAGUAAAAUUCACUGGUGAAUAUUAUUUCUCUGAAAUUCAAAAAAUAAAUCAAAAUUACCUUAAUGAUAUUAUAGAACCAGUUGUACGUGUUAACUAUGCUCAAAAUUUAAAUGAAAUUCAUGCAAUGGGAGUUUAUAUUGGAUCAGCAUCUAUAGGAGCCAAAAAAAUUAAAGGAGGGAAUUAUCAAUUAUUUGAAAAAUUUGCUGAAUAUUCAGAAGCAAAUAUUAAAUUAAAUUCAAAAGUUAUAAAAAUAACAAAAAGAUUGUCAGAUACAUCAUUGAGAUAUUUGGUUCAAACUGAAGAUGGAAAUGUUGAUGAGUAUGAUGGAAUUAUCUUGGCUACUCCAAUAGAAGUUUCAGGAAUAAUUUUUGAAAAUAUUUCUAAAAUGCAAGAAAUCAAAGAGAUUCCAUAUGUAACACUUCAUGUAACAUUGGUGGCAGGAAAUUUGAAUCCAAAUUAUUUUGGUAAAACAUCAUUUGAUGACUUACCACUACAAAUAGUGACAACAAAUAGUCCAAAAGUGGAAUUCUUAUCCUUAACAACUGAAAGAAUAUUGAGUAAUGGUGAAACAGUUAAUAAAAUUUUCACUCUAGAUUAUUUAUCAGACGAAAUUUUAUCCAGAAUUUAUUUAAACACCUCUUGGAAUUAUAGACAAGUUUGGAAAUCAUAUCCUAAAUUGUUACCGAAUCAGACUUUUCCACCUAUAGAAAUUGAUGAUAAUUUCUUUUACAUCAAUAGUUUUGAACCUUUUAUUUCUACUAUGGAAACUGAAACAGUUUCAAGUAAAAAUAUUGUCAAUAUAAUAGCAAUAAUAGAUUGUCUUCAAGAUAUUUUUGAAUAUUUAAGAAGUGAUAACAAUGCAUUGCAUUCUUGUAUAUUGGUAAACAAAAUAUGGUGUGAGGCUGCUACUCCAAUACUAUGGAGCGAUCCCUUUAAAACCCUAUGUAGUGUAGUAUUUUACAACAAUGGGGAAAAACCAGCAGUAGAAUCUAUUGGAGAAUGCUAUAACAACAAUGGUUACAAACCAAAGUACAAAGAGUUUUCUGUCUCACGACAAAGAACUGAAAGUCUACUCAAAGCUUUUCUGUACUGGGCAACCGAACAACAAAAAAACUCAUUAAAAAACACAGUAUCAAAAUUUAAAAAAAAAUCAAGGCCAAAUUUUCCAAGGACUAGAAAUGACACUGAUUUUCUUUCUUUGAUAAAUUCAACAUCAACAUCAACGUUUGACUAUCCUUUUUUCAUGCGAACAUUAGAUCUCAAACGUCUCAGCUCGACUAUAUCUAUUUGGUUAAAUGACGUAUAUGAUUCUAGCGAACCUUACUUUGUCAAUGUAAGCAUAUUACAAAAAUUAGAAUGUUCAUCUGAUUUUCCAAAAGAAAUAUUUACCUCUUUGUCAAAGGUUUGUCAGAAUAUUGAAAUAUUUAAAAUGACAACGAAUUUCAGAGAAAAUGUUGGAUUAAACGAAUUGAUCAAAGUUCAAAAAUGCAUCAAGCACGUAGAGUUAUAUGGUAAAAGUGAUUAUAGUGAUCUACUUGGAAUUUUUCCACAUUCUGAAGCUUCUUUCGUAUUAUAUUCUAAUGACUUUAACUCUGUCAAAUUACACUAUCAUACAAAUAUGGUUAACAUUUUACCACGUUGUGAAAAUUUAAAAGUGUUAAAGCUGGAAAUUCAUAAUAAUUUACCCAUUUCAUUGAUCAAUCCAUUGACAAACUCUUCAUUUGUGAAUUUAAUAAGGCUAGAAAUCUAUGCAAACGCUUUAAGUUUAGGGCAGCUAUCUCAAAUUAUUGGAAACACAGAUGGAAAACUAACUUAUGUUUCAAUAGAUUGUUGGAAUUUAUCUGAUUUGGACAAAGAUGGGUUUUUGUUUGAAUCAGUUGCAAACUAUUGUCCAGAUUUACUUUAUUUUCAUUGUCCAAUAAAUAGGAUAACUCCCUAUUUAUUGGAAGGAGUCAAUAAAUUCUGUGAAAAUUGUCAAAAACUUCAACAUUUUAAAUUAGAUUCUCCUGAUGAACUUGAUUUGUCUGAAAUUUUAAACAUUUUGGGCAAAUCUGCUGGUCCUAAUGUCACCGAAUUUGGUUUUGAGGGUUCAUGGAUAGCGCCAUCUAGCAAAGUUAACUCAUUUAUUAAAUCUCGCAAAAAAUUAGAUAGACCAUUUAAAUUAAAGGUCAAUGAAGCAUUUAAUUUUAAUCAUUUACCUUAA